Molecule: messenger RNA, 8313 nt
Organism: Theileria parva strain Muguga
Lineage: Eukaryota; Apicomplexa; Aconoidasida; Piroplasmida; Theileriidae
Product: MATH domain protein
Exons: 1
Coding region: 249-8264 (2671 amino acids)
Molecular function (GO): protein binding
Source: RefSeq, a predicted model, not a curated record
AUUUGGUUGAGCUUUAAUGAGAAUAAUACUAUUAAAGCCGUAAUUGGGAAUUAAAAGAUCUUUAAUUUGGGAUUUAUGGAACCAAAUUUGAUCUUUUUAAAAUCAAUAAACUGUAAGAUGAAAAUAGGUGAAAUAAAUUUAUAAAUUUUGGCUGGUUUAUAGUAAUUGUGUAAUAUAGUAAAUUGAAAACCAGAUUAGGUUUCAAAAUAUCGUAAUUUAUAAUAAAUUAAAAUUUUAAAAUAUAAUAAAUGGCUUCUGAAGUCGAUAAUACUAACAAAGGCCAAAAUUCGUCCCAAGAAAGGACCGAUGAAGGAACUUCGGACUCCUCUCGGCAACAAUGUAUGAACCAAGAAUGUUUCUACCAAGACGAUACCCACUGCCCAUGUUACAUGUGUAAUAAUCACGGAGUGGACUCCAAAUCAACACUUUCCGAUGACGGAUUCUCAGGAGUUGAGUUUGCGAUAAGAACCUUUUGGAGAAUUGCAAAAACACAAAACGAUAUCGAAUCACCAACAGAAGGAAGCUCAAAAGGCUUUCAUUAUAGACUGCUGUUGCAUCCGAGAGGAACAGCAGGAACGGAUUCUGAGUCCAGUCAUUUAUCAGUAUUUGUGGAGGCAGUAGUUCAGGACUGGUAUCCGGAGUAUUGGGUGUUCCCAAAUGUAAGAUUUGAACUGACAGUAGUCAAUUUUAAGGAUCCAAAGCAGUCGGUGACAUCAUGGGCACAUUGGAGCUUUUCAAGCGAUGCAACGUCGAGAGGAUGGCAAAAGAUGAUAUCCCAUGCAAGACUAACUAAAGCAGCAGGCUUUAUGGACGAUGAAGGAACAGUAGUGAUUAGAGGAAAGGCAGAACCUCCGUACUCAUCUCUGUGGUCCAGAUCAAUACUGUACCAACCACAAAUGAUGUGGGAAUAUAUACCAGAUCGAGCACAGAGAGAGAUUUGCUCAGAAAUCUGCAACAAAUUGGUAAACAAUAGUAACCCUACCCCUAAUCACACAACUGCUCCUGAUAGUGAAGAUGAAAAUAUCACAGAUGUAAUGUUGCUUAAGUGUUUAGACUCAGUGGUGCCGGCAAUUACGCCAACAUUAGAUAGUGAUUUUUUGGCAUUAAUGGUGCAUAUUUUAUACCACCUGAGGGAGUUCAGAAGAAGCAUCCUCAUGUGGAACUAUGACUUUGAUACAGACGUGACUGAAGAGACAAGUAUAAUAUUGGCGCUUCAGAGGGUUUUUGCAUACAUGUACCUAUACCCACUAGCAGUUUCAUGUAGAACGUAUAAACUCUCAGCAGUUGAUAACCCGAAAAUAUCCAAGUAUUAUUUGUACGAGUUGGUGCCAAAGUCGACUUACAAGUACAAACAACAAUAUUUGCAAAUAAACAAAGAUAAUAGUAGUAAUGGAGAAAGUUCUGAAAAUAAUCAGCCAGAAGAUUGCCAAUCAAUGCACGAUAGUCAUGAUCACCCAAGCAUUAACUGCUGCUCAUUCGAUGGCGGAAGAUACGAAUGGGAAGUUAACAACCAGGAAUCAAAAACUAAUUCUACUAAAAAUAAGGAAGAAAACGUAAAAUUGGAUAAAGGAGGAUACAGACUUGUACCAGGAAGUUUGAGCCACAGUAUAGGAGAUAGACCGGAUAUAUUUUCUAAACUAUUGCCUCCACCACCAAACCUGAAACCAAUAUUGAAGGCAAUGCAUAUGACGGACUUACAGACGAUGGAGCCACAAGAUCAAAUUGUGAAUUUACAUUCAGAAAUGUUCACGAUGAUUUUAAGAGAUUUGGCAUCCGCGAAGAAAGUUUUGAAACAGAGAAGAAUAAAGUCAAACAGCAGUGAAUCAAUAUCUUACCCACCAGAUCCAGAAAAGAAGGAAGGAGAGAAGACAGUUCCAUUAUGUAUGAGAGACCAAACGCUUUUAGAGUCAACAUGUAAGUUUUUAUUCUCAGGGUCCCCAGAAAAUGAAAAUUUGUUCCGUAAACCAAGUGUGGAUGAUAUCUCCACAAUUUACAUAAGAUGCAAACACUCAAACUCUUUACAAAAAGCAUUAGAAGCUACCCCAAAGACAAUGACCAGAUACCCACAAGUGCUUUUCUUUUAUCUUUACCCAACUAAGAAUGCGAAGAAGGGAGAACUGUUUGACGUUCCGCUGAGGUUAGAUUGCACAUCAAUAAAGUCCGCAGCAGCAUACGAUAACAUGAGUGAUGAUAGUAGAAAUACAAACAACUACGACGAUUACGGAGUGUUUGAAUGUUCGGAAGACGAAGAUGAUACCUUCGGAGAAUUUGAUAAUGUUUGCGAAAAGGAACACACAUCAGUAAAGUGGUAUUCAUUGUACGCUCUGAUAAUAAAGGAGGGAGAUCUUAGAUAUGAUGGACUAGGAAAGGGAACAAGUAGUUUUAACACACUUCUUUUAAGGCCAGAGGAGGACGGGCCUUGGUAUAGAAUGAGUGAAGGGAAGGUUGAAAAGUUGACAACGAAGAUGGACUUCACAGAGUGGAAGUGCCAUAGAGACUUCUUUUGUGUCUCAGCAGUUUACAUAGCAGAAGACUACAUAGAUAUGCUCCAAGUGGGAGAAGUGGACCUGAUAGGGAACUUGAAACAGUGGAACCCGAAAUUGUACUACGGAACGUUGACAGAAUUGGGAGUAUGUGAACAGGAUAUUCUACUGGCAAUUAAAUAUAAAAUGAAUCAUUCAAAGGCAGAAACUGAUUCGAAUAAAUCCAGUGAUACUUCAAGUAAGGAUAAUUCGGUGUCUAAAGACCUAAAGUUUAAUAAUCGAUUUUUAAACCCUAAAGAACUUGGAAGGGAAGAAGAUUUAAUAGAAAAAUUCGGGAAGGAAAAUGUAGAUUCAAUUUACGAUUUUGUCCACGUGAGAAGAAUAGGCCAGAACCACCCAAGACUCUCGUCAUGCUGUGAAAUGCACGGAUAUAAUCACACACUCCUAAUGGGUCUGGAUGAAAAGGAGAGAAGAUUAAAGUAUGAACUGUCUGUGGGCAAGAGAGAUGUGAUGAGGAGACUAAACAGACUGAAAACAAUUGGACCUUUUGUGAACUGGCUUUUUAACGCAUCUAAAGAAAACACGGCACUGUUAAACGGAAUUAUCCCCCCAGCGGACGGGAAGCUGUUGGUUAACUUUUUGCAGAAAAGAGAAAGGUUGUUCGAAGAGGAGUUUAGACACUUAAUUUCAGAGAUGUUCUUCAAGGAAAUGGCAGAAAAUCUAGCAUCAAAUGGAAUUUAUUCCUGGAAUGGAUCUUCGUGUUCAUGUGGAUGUCCGUGUAAAACAUGCCUCAACAAGCCGGCAAUGUUGUUGACGCAGAACGGAAGGUUCCCAGGAGAAGGGCUUAAAGUUUAUCUGUCAGAACCAGCAACAAUACUUUUCAGGAACAUCCAGAUACUGAGGUGUCACCUGGAGUACUUUUGCAAAGAUUGCAGAAACCUGACACUCCAGUUCCAAGCAAAGAGAAUGAACAAGACGCAGGAAAAGAAACAAGAAGUUGAAGUCCAGCCAAUACAGCACCUGCUGGAAGGAACACAACUGCAGCUCCAGUACCAACAGUACCUGAGUAAUAUUCAGAAUAAUGGAUCAAGCACAAGUUCGCAACAGAACCCAGAUGAUAUAGUGUCCCACAAGCUGGUCAAGUAUGAGUUUGAUUCACACCCGACACUUCAGCAGAUAUUGAACCCACACAAGUUUGAAGCAGGAGAUAAGGGAAGCGAGAUGUCACAGUUCAAGUCAACUUCAGAGAGAUCAGCACUGUUUUUGAUUGAGUGCAUAUGGGACGCAUGUGUAAGGUACACAAUGGACUGUAGAACCAUCCUAUUCCUCAAAGCAUGCUCAAUUGAGAAUUUUAAUAAGGGGUCAACAAGUCCCUCGGGUUCAGGCGGCUUUAGAAACAUGUUAAUUCCUCCAGGAGCACACUGUAAGGAUCUGUUUGUGUUUGACGGAACACUGGGAAGUUGCUCAGAGUUGUUGGAGCAUGAAGAUAUGAACCAUUUUGACACCAAGUAUGACCUAUCACCGAAGGAUGAGCUGGAUAUCAUGAAGCACUUUAGCAAGAAAUACAAAAUUCCAUCUGUCGCUGACAUGAGAAACUAUUUGAGAAGGUGCCAUGUACUAGUAUACCCGCUUAUAAGACCGCAUGAACUCUUGAGGAGUUAUCUGGAGCGUAGAUAUAAGAUAAACUUUGUGGAAGAGGUUGAAAAGCUGGGGUACAACGUUGUUUGGAAUGAAGAGGCAUUUAAUCAAAAGGCUAGUUUGUCAGAUUUGUCGGAUUCUGAGUUGAAAUUAUAUGGAAUUCACAAUAUUAACACAGACUCCUUUAAAGGGAUAGGACAUUAUCUGUGUAAUAUCUAUGAGAACUUGUUGACAAAAAUGUUGGUACACAUGCAGGAUGUGGAUAAGCAAAUCUAUCCAAACUGUUUUGACUACGUAUACACAGUGGGAGACAUAGCAAAGAUAGUCCAAGCGAUCAAGUACGAGUGUGAUAAGACGUUGGGCGCAGCUAAAGACUUCGCAAGCACAACUAGUGAACCCCUAGGUGAACCGGGGUCAAACGGCACUGAGAAUCUCAAGUGUGGAAACUCAUGCGGGAAUAUAAACAGUAAUAUGCACUUGUGUUCACACGAGGGAUGUGUAUGUUUGGGUCAUGAAUGCAGGUAUAAUUUCGGAUACACGGGAUACAUACUCCCGUUCUGGAUAGCUAACGAGAUGGCAGACCUGUCAAUGUUCACAAAUUCACAACUCCAGGCAUAUAACGAGUCACUGAUUGAGGACCUUUCAGAACUAUGUUUAAAGUCAGAUGACAAGAAAAAGAAGAAAGUAAAGCCAAGGAAACAGACACUGGAGAAGGUUACGUGCAUAAUACCACCACUGGACGUCAAGCUGAAACAAAUAUCAUUUGAUCAGUUUUUGGCAUAUAAAAGUGAUCCGACGUUAUUUAUGAACCCAAAUACGGUGGCAAGGUUCUAUUAUAAAAGAGACGGCUUCCUAGAAAAACAAAGAUUCCCACAACUCCACAAUAACGCGAACCCCUACAAGCAUAGCCUAAACACGUCGUUGAGUUACCUGACAAUACUAAACUUUAAUAAUCAGAAAAAAGGUUCAGGGCCAAAUUCACCAACAAGCAGAUCAGAACAAGUGAAUAACUUGCCUGACGAUGAGAAAGUAAUUGAUAAGUUAAAGCUUAGUAAGGAAAAGGAUAAUUCAGACGUCAGUCUGGAAGAUGGUGAUUCAGGAAGACCAAGAGUAGUAACAAACUUCAAUAUAGAUAAUAAUGAGUCUGAAUCGAAUAAGGUGAAAAACUCUAUUGAAAUAGGAAUAUUGACAACACAUGACUUGUUUGGACUGGAAGGGUUCUCGUGUGAGACGAAGGUGGUUCCAACAAAAAGACUGUUUGUAAACUAUAAAUACAAUGGAUCUCCUACAAAAGUGUGUCAUCUGUACUGGGCAAUAAGGAAGUUGAUAAGCGCACAAAUGUCAGACGAGUUGUUAACGUUAGGGUCAAAUAAGCCAAAGAAAAAAUCAAAGUGUAUAUGUGAUAAUGAAUGUCCAUACGAAAAUGAAUGCCCAAUAAAGCAGUCAUGGAGGCCAUGUGCAGGAGAUUGUUUCAUGCUUUAUGCACUCAAAAAUGACAUACAUUCGCUUAGAAUAGGGAAGAAAUUUGUGUACAUGCAGCCUGGAAUGGACUUGAGCUAUUACUUAAACCCAGAUAAGGCAAGAGGACCGGACAUCACGGUACUUAUUAGUGGCGGUCCUUCAUCGUUUUAUCUAAACGGAGCAAGUACAUGGUUUCCACUCCAGGAUGAUUCAGAUUACCCACUGCUCAUAUUCAAGUGGAUGUGUGUGGAUACAGUAGACCUGGUGUGUCUGGGAGCAAUUGUCUGUGACUCUAAAAAGCAACUCCAGCAGUACAUAUUUGAGUGGCUGCUGCCAAUAAUCAAGGAGUUGGGAUACCUACCAUCAAAUGAAACAGGAAAAGACGGAAGCAACCAGGGUAAUUGGACCAAUAAGGAUGAGGAUGUGGAUAGGUAUCAGGUCCUAGAAGAAUGCUCAGUAAGGAGUGUCCAGAAUGUGCGUAGAUGGAGUUGCGCGAUAAAGAAGAUUAAUAAGAGAUCAGGAGAUGUAAUUAUAACACAACUUAAGAGAACGGUAGACUCCCCAGCAACAAUGAGGUUUAAGGAGUCAGUGUUAUUUAUGAACUUGGUCAAGGAACUUACUGAACUUGAAGCUCUUGAAUUGCUACCCGAAACUAACAACUUCUACAGUGACACAUGGUCUAAGCCAGAAGAGGAUCAGCCGGAUUUGGUUAACAAACUGUCCAAGAAGAAGAAGAGAAAGUCAACGAAGUCUGCGAUACCCUCUAAUAAAAAGAGCACCUUCUCAAAAAGAGUGCAACCGGCACAAAUCGAUGACGAAGACAUUGCCGAUUAUAAAAAUGAAGAUAGUGGACCUGUUACGAGUUCAGUGGAUGUUAUUGAACAUAGAGAAAGAGAUUCAGAUCAAGAAAUUCAACCCACUAAAGAUAAAAAAGAAAAGGUUAAAGAUGAUGAAGAUGAGUCCUAUUUCGGAAAAGAUAAGCGAGACGCGUAUUCAAUGAUGAAACAGUCCCUCGACGAAAACUUGGAUGAUUUAUUAGAAAUUGAAAAGAAGGAGCAUUUGGAGCAUAUUCUAGAUGAGUUAACAGAAAGUGAUAAGGAGCCACAUGACAUGAACCAGCUAAUGACAGAUUUCAAGGACUUAGACCAUCUGGAAGAUAAAGAUUAUCUGAGAAGUGUAGAUGAUAUGUCUAAGUUGCGCAUGGAAGAUAGUGAUAGAGAUUACUUUACAUCUAGUGAGAACAGAGAAUCAUUUGACCUUCACUCGAGUGUUGAUAAGACCCCAGAAGAUACACAAGAUGACAUUGUUGUAUUGGUUAAAGAGGGACAGUUUAGGAGAAUUCUAGAUUUAUGUCCAACAUUGGGACUUGAGAAGGUGUGUGAAGAAGUGGCCACAAUGUUUGAAAAUGAACUGAAGAGGGAUUUUGUUCAAUUGGGAAAGAGAUUAAAAAAUCUGCUCAAGUUGGUAAAGAUGUUGUACACCAGAAUAAGUAGACCUGAACCAGUAAGAGAAAUGGUAAAGAAAAUACAUGAAACACAUUCCCUAAAGGCCAGCUUCUUAUUAUCACACUUACUUUUGGACUAUAAUCCUACAAUACCAUUGAUGGAUGACGUGUUCGAUUAUGUCUUAGAGGAUGUUCUAAAGUACAGUUAUUAUUUGUUUACUGACAAGAAUGAGUACAUCAGGACUUUACUCCACCAGAUGGUUAACUCGCUUUACAAAAACGCCAAGAUUACCUAUAAAUUCGAUUCCUCACAGCUGUUUUUAAUAUAUGUUGUUGCCAACACCAAGAUUGAAUUCCCGGAAAUUAAAACCCAGAUGAAACCCACCACGAAACAUGAGUCUGAACCAGAUCAUGUAGAAUAUGAAAAACAAUUAUCUGACGAGAACCCGGAAACUGCAGACAGUGAAGAGUUGGGUGAAAACAACGUCAGAACCCUUUUACAAAAGAAGAUGGACUUUGUUCAAAGGAGAACGAUCAAGGAAACAUUUUUGUUUAACUUUGAAGAUAACGAAGAACUCGUAACUACUCCGAUGUUGGAGUGGUUAGAUGAUGAAAUUGAGCAGUUUGAAAGACUCUUUCUUCAGCAGCUCAAGGUGUGGUGGAAUACCCGCCAGGUGAUUCUGGACAAAAUCAAGUCUAACAUUCAUGCAACUUCGGGUAGAUUUAAAGACUCGUUGGUAAUCCACAUUAACAACAGUGUGAAACCACACACCUCAGGUAGAGAUAAUUACAAUUAUAAGUAUGGGAAGGAUGAACUGUAUCUGGAUCUCUAUGAGUUCAGAAUCCUCUUGUAUUUUGUUGAAAAUUACCCAGAAAUAACUCUUUGUUUCAAUAAGGACUCUAUUACACUCUAUUUUAGCGGGAAGAUUGACAAGAAAUCCUUUCUAAGAUCAAUAAAGGAGUCUAGACAGUUUUUCGGCACCAAGAACACUAUUAGAUCAAUUCCAAACCUUCCAAUUGAACACACUGACACUGCUACCACCACUGCCAGUCUCAUGGACAUGCAGCUUAAUAACAACAAGACUGCUUUGCUUUUGCUUUCUAUCAAGUACUCUAGUUUUUCUCAACAGGUUGAUUCACAGUUUUUAAAAUCUAUUUCUUCGUAUAAGACUUACCGGUCUUUUAACAUUCCUCCUCCGCCGAGCAGUUCCGCCAGCUUGGUUCAGGAUUCAGUUUAGUAGAAUUUUUCACCCAAUCCCAUUACUACUUUAUCAAUUUAUUAAAUUU